Molecule: messenger RNA, 582 nt
Organism: Acanthocheilonema viteae
Lineage: Eukaryota; Metazoa; Nematoda; Chromadorea; Rhabditida; Onchocercidae
Source: the annotation of a GenBank genome assembly
AUGCACAAUAAACGAAAUUUUAGGAGCAAUUCUAAAGAAACAAAGAACAUUCCAGAUGAAUUAAGUACAACUGUGAAUAAAUUGAUGAGUAAGAUGCUUUGUUUAAGAAAAAGACAAGUAAACAAACCGACCCAGCUAGAAGGUGGGACAAUAUCCGCAUUUAAUGAUGUGCUGGACCAUCCGGAACCAGAUAAGGUGUUAGAUGUACAGUUGCUAACACUGGAUACUAUAGUGGGUGGGCGCUGUAUUAUCAUAGAUGGACUAAAAGAAAUAUUUUGGAGGGGGAAAAAUAAUGCUGCUGGAAUAAGCGAUGAUGGUGAAGAAAUCUGCGCCGGAAUCGUAGGUGUUGUCGAACUAGCAGCAGUUGAUGGUAAAACGAAAGAAUCCAUAUGGAAGCUCGAUAGCCAUGAUUUCUUGGAGUCCAGCGAAGCAGUAGUAAACGCGCGCAGCGAAUUCAAUAGUUCUCUUUCUCCUCUGAAGAGGUCAACAAUUCAAAAGCAAAAGAAUAAGGCAAAUUUCUUCGGCAAAUUUCCGGAGAUGAAACCGGAAACAGGAAGAUGUGAGAAAAUCCGGGAGCGAUGA